UAAUGUAAACACCAACAUGGCGGCUGCCGAGGACGGAGCCUACUAUGGAACAUGGAGGAUUGUGGAGUGCGUGUCUUUAACGGGUACAGUGGAAACUACCGGGAUCGAAGGGACCGAGUUUCAGCUGGAUGAAAGUGGGGAUGUUUCGUGGAAGGUGUCAGAAGAUGCAGAACCAAUGCCUUUCUUUAACUGUGAAACUUAUGAGGUGACGCCUGGUGCUGCUAGUGACCCCGCUGUGCUCAAGUUCAUAUGGACUUACGAGGGACAUGUCAUUGAGUUUAGGGUGGAGGUGGCGGAUGACCUGAUGCUGCUGACAUAUGAGAGAUGUUGUAUGCUGCAGUGCCAGAAGGUGUCAUCAAAUGACCCCAAGGAUGAUGUGCCGUUCUCAUUCCUUAGUGCCAUGGAGGAAGGCUACUUCUCAGAACUCAACAUCAGAGCUGAUUCUGGAAGAGAGUUCAAGGUCCACCAGGUCCUGCUGCAGUUGAGUGCCCCGGAGAUGGACUGGCUGCGGUCCCCGCCCCCACUGACGGGGCUGCGGGAGGACGUCCUGCAGGCCACCCUACACUACCUGUACUCAGAGUGUCUCCCCAGGGGGCUGUCGGAGGACACGGCCAAGGCCUGUAUCAAAUCGGUCGGCAAACUGCCCGGCUUCUCCAGAUUCUCAGAUCUCUGUGAUACGUUUCUAAAAAAUACAGCACUUAAACAACAAAUCACCAACCUCAUAUCAGAUAUGCAUGGGUGUGCUGACAAGAUCAUAGAGCUGUUCAGUGUUAAGGGAGGGGUGGGCGAGGGGCACCUGUCGGUGGACUCCAGCCUCAUGUCCAACCCAGCAAAGCUGUGUUACACUGUCAGACAGGGCCUGAAGGAGGCAGCAGUUGCCUGUGCCAAGCUGCUGAUCCUUUGUGACCUCUUCUCAAAGAGGAAGGGCGAGCUGUCGCGCGAGGAGAGACACGAAAUAAUGAAGUAUGCCAAGUCAAGGUUACCAGUAUUCAUGAACCAGCUACACAAGUUCCUGGAGGUCAUCAAGCAACACACGUCCAGUCUCACUGCUCCACAGAGGAACGAUAUCGCCACCUACCUAGUGCCCGAGCUGGAGACGACGCUGGACCUGAUCUUCCGGUUUGCUGUGGAGACGAAGGAUGCCCUGGACAAGGUCAUCACCUCCAGCAACACGUCAGAGAAGUCCGAGAAAUCAGACAAGCAUAAAAAGGGGCAUGUUGGAGACGUGUUAGGGAAGGCGCUAAAAAACGCACUGCACAUGAAAGAGCUCAAGAAACUGAAAAACUUCCAUGACAGGACAUCCGCAAGCUUCACACAUCUAAUGCAGAAGAAGGAGAACUUUGGUAUGAUGACACAUGGAGAGAAAGUGAGGUCAGUCUCAAAAAACCUGGAACAAGUGAUUGAUGAGGUGCCAUUCUUUCUGGUGCGUCUUGAGGAGCUGAUGGCGGCCUUGGAUGAAAAGGUGACGUGGAGAGAGUGGAAAUAUCUCUUCAAACUCGGAACAUCUAAAGUUGCCUGGGGUCUGGGCAAAGUGUUGGCCAACAAGUCCACUCUGCAGCAUCUCAUCGACCAAGCCUGUGAUAUCACCAACCGGGACCAGUUCACGGCGUCACUUGCGUCCCUGGGGCUGACGUCGCCGGAUGCCAGUCAGGACAGCAGCGGGGCAGGAGGAGGCAGACAGAGUCACGGGCCUACCAAGUAUGCUCAGCUCAGCUCAAUAGAGUCCCUAUGCAUCCCUCCGUACGCCCGAGACAGCCGGACCGCCAAGAGGGCGCUGGAGCUGCUACGUAAAGGCGAGAAGACCGAUAUGACCUUUGAAAUAGAGGUUGUGCACGAGGGUGGAGACAUUGUGAUUGACCACACCCACCCGGGUGAGCCGGUGGAGCGGACGGAUGAGGGGGAGGUAGAGGUGAAGGAGGUGCGAGCUCACUGCGUCAUUAUUGCCGCUCGGUGUGACUGGUUCCGCCGAGCACUCCUCAGCGGCAUGAAGGAGUCUAUACACAAAAAAAUAACAGUUCAUGAUACAAAUCCUGAGCUAUUCCAGCUUUUCUUGGAGUAUUUAUAUAGCGGCCAGUUGGAGACAAAUGAGUUGUCAACAGAACAGCUAGCUGAUAUGACCACCCUCUGUGAUAGAUAUGAGAUGGACAGCCUCAAGUCAGUGUGCGAGCAUGCUCUGAAACACCACAUCGAUGAUGAGACGGCCCUGUACCUACUCAGCCUGGCUGACCAACUGCACUGUAAAUUUCUCAGGGAGACGUCACUGCACUAUAUCACCGAGCACCACAGCCUGGCGGACAGCGAGGUCUUCGAGGACCUGCCCGAACAUCUACAGGCGGAGGUGGAGGACGCCAUUGCCUGGCACGGGCUGGAGCCGCGGACAGCUCGGUUGCGUGCCGGACCCCUGGUGGACACACCUAGCUCCCUGUCCAGUGUCAGCGAGGUGGACGAGCUGAUGACCAACAUAGAUCUCAUGGAUAGGCCCCAUGACCUGUCCACCUCGAGCUCCUCGGAAGACUUACCAUUCAUGGAGGACCCAUCACGCCUGGAGUCCUGCCUGGACGCUCUACGCGACAUCGUUGGCGACACAGUGCCACAAGAUGAACUCGUCCGCAUAGCAAUGGCUGCCGACUAUGACACAAACCGAGCACUUAAUUUCUUCUUCUCUUCAUAGCACAGGGAGUGUUUUAGUACACUAUGUAAUAUAGGAUCAUUGAUGUACAAUAUUUGACUAAGAUGUUGUCAAAGUAUCUCUACUGCAGUUCAAGUGGUGCUUUCCUGGCUGGUGAGAUGGUCCAGACAUCGUGGACACUGUUCUUCCUCUAGGAUACCUUGAAACACAACUGGUAUCAGCUUGUUAGAUCAGCCAGUCUCUGUGGGCCUCUGUACAACACUGUACAACAUGAUGCAACACUGUACAACAUGACACGAGUCUAUACAAGACUAUUCAACUUCAUGUAGUACUACCAUAUACAACACUGUGCAACAUGAGACAAUAACAUGAUACAACUGUAUACAACAUGAUAUGAGUCUGUACAACAUGAUACAAGUCUAUACAACACUAUUCAACUUCAUGUAGUACUACCAUAUACAACACUGUGCAACAUGAUACAACUGUAUACAACAUGAUAUGAGUCUGUACAACAUGAUACAAGUCUAUACAACACUUCAACUUCAUGUAGUACUACCGUAUACAACACUGUGCAACAUGAGACAAUAACAGGAUACAAGUUUAUACAACAUGAUACAACUUCAACAACAUGAUGCAACAAAUAUCCCAGUGUUAUGGGUUUACGGACGCUUAAGAAACAUUCAUACUUUUCUCGCUAAUCACAUCAACUGUAAAACAUCUCACUCACUUACAUUAGACUGCUUUAUCUUAAAAACAAGCUAUCAUCUGAGGAAAUACAAUGUCUGUGUGACCCCACACCUCUUGCUAUCGCAUGAGUAAUUGCGAUAAACAUAGCCGUCCGAUCCGACAACCAUGUUGUACAACAUGAUGUAACAGUAUCAAACAUGCUACAACGGCAUGAUGUACAACACUAUACAUGCACUGAUUCUUAAUAUCAUUAUCAUGUACGCUGACCGAGAUACAAUACGUGAACGGGUGAUGCUAGGGCUGGGAUGGGUAACUCGGGUACUCAGGUCAGGUGGGUACUGAGUAGGACCCGGGUACCCACAGGACUACCCGGACCCAUGGUUAGUCACGUGAUAUAUUGUUUAAGGACAAAAAUUACCCAGCACGAUAUG
Molecule: messenger RNA, 3747 nt
Organism: Haliotis rufescens (red abalone)
Lineage: Eukaryota; Metazoa; Mollusca; Gastropoda; Lepetellida; Haliotidae
Exons: 22
Coding region: 17-2671 (884 amino acids)
Biological process (GO): proteasome-mediated ubiquitin-dependent protein catabolic process; regulation of proteolysis
Cellular component (GO): cytoplasm
Molecular function (GO): ubiquitin protein ligase binding
Source: RefSeq, a predicted model, not a curated record